AUGGAAGCCAAGGGCGCGAGCGAGCGGGAUGCUCUGAUCGACCUGGAGAGUGGGAACAACGUUGUUAUCAGCGAGCAUGGCCAUGGAAUGGAUGCUAAUUUUGCGGUGAGCCCACCCAGAACACCGCCAAAUGGGGGGCUGAAUCGUGUCAUGCACACCAAGGAUGAGGGGAAUCAGCACAUGGAUUGUUCCUCGCCCGCUAUGGAAACCGCUUCCAAGAAUGGAGAUGACAGGAAGUCCGAAGGGGAGGAGAAGCUGGGCCUCCUGGACAGUUCUGGAGGUGAGAAGGCAAAGAAGAAGCGGUCCAGCUCCAAGAAACCACCGCGGCCACCGAGGCCGCCGACGCAUUUGCCGUUGGAUGCUUCUGACCAGAAGCUCCUCAAUGAGCUGAAUGAGCUCGCUUUGUUGAAGCGGGCAAGGAUUGAGCGGAUGAAGGCUUUGAAGAAGAUGAAGAAUGGCAAACAGGGUUCCUCAAAUAGCAAUUUUUGUCCAAUGAUCAUCACCAUUAUCUUCUGCCUCGUCAUACUCUGGCAAGGGUUUUGCUCAAGGCAAGCAUCUGGAGUAAGCUUCCACGGAUCACCUGAAUCUUCGGUUAGAGAGCAUAGCAGCCUGAUCUCCAUUCGAUUCUACAAGAAGAACCAUUCUAACGUCAGACCUCACGGUUCCACCUCCGCGGCUCCCAACAACUACGAAACACACCACCGGGGCUGGAGAUCCGUCCCGAGGGGAGAGAGGCCGCGGCACGAGCACGUCGGCCGGGCAUGA
Triticum turgidum subsp. durum (durum wheat) is the source of this 765-nucleotide messenger RNA. NCBI's taxonomy places the organism in Eukaryota, Viridiplantae, Streptophyta, Magnoliopsida, Poales, Poaceae. The record is from the annotation of a GenBank genome assembly.